This is a messenger RNA of Yarrowia lipolytica CLIB122, 2175 nucleotides long. RefSeq lists its product as uncharacterized. Gene Ontology annotation, biological process: mRNA export from nucleus; regulation of DNA-templated transcription elongation. NCBI's taxonomy places the organism in Eukaryota, Fungi, Ascomycota, Dipodascomycetes, Dipodascales. Gene Ontology annotation, cellular component: THO complex part of transcription export complex. The record is from RefSeq and is a predicted model, not a curated record.
AUGGAAAAAAAGCUGGUGACGAUCCUGGAUAAGGUCAGUGGCCACUACAAGACCGAUUACACCCGUCUAGAGUCAAAAACGAUCGAAAAAAGCGGAUUCCGACAAUGGUGCGAAAAAUACAUGGACGCCAACCCCACCGACAACCUUGAUAACAUCUUCCGACAAGUUAUGUUUGAGAAGAUCAUGCUACAACCAGAGGACAAGAGAGGACGAUCUCUAGCUGCUCUACUCGACUGCAUCACCUAUGAGUCUCAAACAACUUCAUCCGACGAGAAGCCGCUUCUAGAAUCAACUUUGACACUUGCUCUGGUCGAAGACAUUUUCGACAUUCACACAGUCGACUGGUGCCGCCACUUUUGGACCCACUACCUGGUAUCACGUGAGGAACAGCUGAUGAACGUGUCACGAAACCAGGCGUCAUCGAACUCGGUGACACGGCUUAGUGGCCGCAAGGCACCAGGCACCACCCUGAUUCGACUGGCCAAUGCUCUGCUGCGACGAGUGAGUAAGUCACGUGAUGCCGUUUUUGCCGGCGAGAUUCUUAUUUUUCUGUCACGUGCUUUCCCGCUGAGUGAGCGAUCUGGCUUGAAUCAGAAGGGCGAGUUCAAUGUGGAGAACAUCACUGUGUUUGAAGGAUACGAGGGAGCCAAGGAGCACAAGGAGGUUGAUGAAGAUGAAGAUGAAGAUGACGAUGAAGAUGACAAUGACGAUGACGAUGAAGAUGAAAAUGAAAAUGAAGACAAGGAUGUCGAUAUGGGCGUGGAUGAAAUGAAGGAAAAGGUGAAGGAGAAAACUGCUACUCCUGCCACCUCCAAGGAACAUACACAGGAGCCGUCUGACUCGCCAUAUGCACUGUUUUGGGGUUUACAAAAGUAUUUUGCCGAUCCUACAAUUUUGCUCAAUUCCAAGGAGCCAGAAGUUGAGAUGAACAAGCUUCAAACGUGUCUAAAAGCGACUGUCAAGACUCUGAGAAGUCAUGAUGGAUCUACGGAGAUUGCCCAAGGAGGAGGAACAAGAUGGGCGAAACGGGACUCUCGAGAAGGAGGAAACCGAGGCGGAAACACAUCAGCUGCGGGAGGGGGAAGUGGAGGUUCACGUGACUUUGGAAACUCGCGAGGGCAUUCUGCUAACAAUCAUUCGUCUCGAACAUUGAAUGCCAAGUGGUUGACUAAUCCGGACUUAUUCACACUGCAGUUGUCCGACACCAACUUCCGACGAGCUAUCUGGACCCAGAUUCUUAUCUUUUCCGAGUUUAUGCUUUCGCUGACCGAGAAGAACAAGGCAAAAAUCCCUGCCACAGCUACAAACAGAAGCGUCCAGUACCAAUACACGCUUUCUGCUGCAGAUGAGAUAUACUUUGAAUCUGUUGUCGCUCAUUUCGAGUCAUCGGGCAAGAACAAGCCCCCCUAUAAGCCUGGUCACAGUCCUGAUUUCAACGCAGUGUUGUCUCGCAUCAUUCCUCAUGUCUUCAAGUUUGACGAAAAGUGGGUCGAGUGGAAGCUAGAGAACUGUCCUGCCUACGAGAAGCCCGUCAUGAACAACAUUGACGAGGUUGAAGGUGUUGAGGAGCUCAUUACAAAGCUGGGCCAUGUUCGACCUCGAUGGAGAUACGAGAUGGGUACCGAAGCUCUCACAAAAAUCAUGGCUGUUGAGUGCGGUCUUUCUCUACUGGAAAAGAAGCCGGAUCUCCCCUCUAUUGGCACUCCUCAGGUAUAUAUUGACAAGCUGAGUGAGCUUGAUAAGGUCAAGAAGCUGGACUGGGACUUCCUGGAUGAGGCGGAGCAGGCCAAGUGUCUGGAAGAUAUCUCUGCUGCUGACUGGCUCGGCUGGCGAGCAGCACGUGUGGGUGGUCUUUGGAGCAAGCUGGGUGAGGCUACUGUUCUUAACGAGGUUGUCAACGGAGCCAAGGACCAGAAGGAUACACGGGAGAGCGUGGAUAUUGAGGAGGGAGGGGCGGUUGAAGUGGAAGAGGAGGCUGAUGAGGAGGCUGAGGCUGAGAACGCUGAUACCGAGUGUAUUAAGCGACCGUUGGAAGAGUCUGAGGGGGAUGACGAGGGCACUCCUAGCAAGAAGAUCAAGAAGGAUGAGGAAGCAGAGGUGGAGCCUGUGGCGGUCCAGGAUUCUGACUCCAAGGCACUGAGCGUUGUCAAGGAAGAGGCCGAGGCGGAUGCCUAG